Messenger RNA from Closterium sp. Naga37s-1, 486 nucleotides. Lineage: Eukaryota; Viridiplantae; Streptophyta; Zygnematophyceae; Desmidiales; Closteriaceae. The record is from the annotation of a GenBank genome assembly.
AUGGGCCUUCAACCCGUGAAGGGGGAGCUGGUGGACGAGUACGACGUUCGCAUAGGCGACGUUUUGUCGCUCAGGUUGACGCUGCGACCCGAGAUCGCAGCGCUUCGCACGGACGACGACGGGGUGGUGCAUUUCACGGUGGACGUGCUGAGCGCCAAGCUGUCGCCCAACGUGCAUGGCGUGCUGGGUCAGACGUUCCGCCCUGACUUCAUUGGCCGACUCGAGCGGCAGAAGCUAGUGUGGAGCAACCUUUUCAAGACGCAAGUGGUUCCUGGCGACAACGCGGAGGGGUUUAUCGACGGUAUUGUAGACGACUACAGGUGUACCGACCUCGCGCACUCCGACUGCGCCUUUUGUCGCUUUGUGCGUGCGGAAACGCUGGACGAUGAAACCGCCUCCGCUAUAGAGCUGGCUGCUGGCGUUUCAUCCUCGUAUAGUGACAACAGCCGCACUUACCCAUGGAAGGCGCUAGUUGGAGCUUUUUAA